Macroventuria anomochaeta is the source of this 655-nucleotide messenger RNA. RefSeq names its product UPF0041-domain-containing protein. The record is from RefSeq and is a predicted model, not a curated record. Gene Ontology annotation, cellular component: mitochondrial inner membrane. The transcript is spliced from 3 exons. Lineage: Eukaryota; Fungi; Ascomycota; Dothideomycetes; Pleosporales; Didymellaceae. Gene Ontology annotation, biological process: pyruvate import into mitochondria. The coding region runs from base 77 to 493 and encodes 138 amino acids.
UUGCGAGCUCCACUCGCCAGGUCCAACGCGCAACUCACCCUUCCGUCCGUUCACCUCGCCGUACAAACCGCCCACCAUGGCCGCCGCAAUCAAAGCCCUCAAUGCGAAGAUUCGCUCAAACAAGUACACCGAUUACGUCUGCUCAACCCAUUUCUGGGGUCCCGUCAGUAACUUCGGUAUCCCCAUCGCUGCGAUCGCGGAUAUGAGCAAAGAUCCCGAGAUUAUCUCCGGCCGCAUGACCGGCGCCCUCACGCUCUACUCCGGCACCUUCAUGCGCUACGCGCUCGCCGUCAGCCCAGCAAACUACCUGCUCUUCGGGUGCCACGCCAUCAACUUCACGUCCCAGCUUGUCCAGGGCUACCGGUACAUCAACUACUUCCACUUUGGCGGGAAAGAGGCGCUGCUCAGUGAGAAGGCGAAGGCUGCGGGGAAUGAGGCGGUGGUAAAGGCGGGGGAGAUUGCGGAUAAGGCGAAGGCUGCUGUGAGCAAAUAGAAGACUGAUGGGGGAGGGGAAAGGAAGAGACGGGGUAGAAAGGUGUGCAUGUGUAUAUUAUUUGCGAUACCGGACACAGCAUCAAGGAAACCCAUUUUGACCAUCACUAAACUAUUUAUGAGGCACAGAGUGUGGAUAGUCGCUGCUGCAAUUGCAAAAUUU